This is a messenger RNA of Tauraco erythrolophus (red-crested turaco), 1899 nucleotides long. RefSeq names its product UDP-glucuronosyltransferase 1A1. NCBI's taxonomy places the organism in Eukaryota, Metazoa, Chordata, Aves, Musophagiformes, Musophagidae. Gene Ontology annotation, molecular function: UDP-glycosyltransferase activity. The record is from RefSeq and is a predicted model, not a curated record.
AUGGCUUCUUCGAAUCCAGGAUUUAAUUCUCUUGCCUCCUGGGUCGUGUUUUUCCUGCUCCCGUGGACCUUUUCUGAAGGCGGAAAGCUUUUGGUUGUACCUAUCGAUGGCAGCCACUGGCUCAGCAUGCGCCCGGUUGUGGAGCGGCUCAGACAGAGGGGACACGAAAUGGUGGUGGUUGCGCCAGAGAUAAACUUGCGGAUAGACUCGUCGGUGCAUUGCACCAUGAAAACAUACUCUGUGCCUUACACCAAGGCGUAUGUGGAGGCAGAAUUUAAAAAGCUGGGGUACAGCAGUUUCACACCUCAACCCUUCUUGGAAAAAUUGUCCAAAAUGGCAAAUAUUACAACCAUGUUCUUUGAAUCCUGCAAACGUCUUCUGUCUAACAAAGAGCUGAUCGAAUACCUGGAAGAAAGCAAAUUUGAUGCUGUCUUUAUGGAUCCUUAUUUUCCAUGUGGACAAAUAGUGGCCGAACAUCUCUCCCUACCUUCUGUGUACUUUGUACGGGGACUGCCGUGCAGCCUAGACUUCCACGCUACCCUCUGCCCAAAUCCUCCUUCUUACGUUCCUAGGUUCUUCACUCGCUACACGGACCGCAUGGCCUUCCUCCAGCGCGCAGGCAAUCUCAUAGCUAGCCUGAGCAGUUCCCUGGCUUGCAGCUUUCUUUAUGCACCAUAUGAGCGUUUGAUCAAAGAAUUCCUCCAUCAAGAGGCCACAGUGCUCCAGCUCUUUAGCCAUGCGUCUAUCUGGCUCAUGAAAUACGACUUUGUGUUCGAGUAUCCCAGGCCCCUAAUGCCUAACAUGGUCUUGAUUGGAGGCAUAAGCUGCGCUCAGGAAAAAACAUUAUCACAGGAAUUUGAAGCUAUUGUGAAUGCCUCUGGGGAACAUGGCAUUGUUGUCUUCUCGCUGGGCUCCAUGGUCUCCGACAUUCCUAUGAAGAAAGCCAUAGAAAUCGCCGAUGCCCUGGGAUCAGUCCCUCAAACGGUUGUGUGGCGGUACACGGGAGAGGUGCCCCCCAAUCUGCCCAAGAAUGUAAAGCUCGUCAAGUGGCUGCCACAGAAUGAUCUUCUAGCUCACCCUAACACUCGUGCCUUUAUUACCCACGGCGGCUCACACGGUAUUUACGAGGGCAUAUGCAAUGCGGUGCCAAUGGUACUGAUGCCUUUAUUUGGAGACCAGAUGGACAACGCCAAGCGAGUGGAGUCACGGGGAGCGGGACUGACGCUGAAUAUACUUGAGAUGACUUCACAGGACAUAUCCACGGCCCUGAAAGCAGUUAUUAACGAUAAAAAAUAUAAAGAGAAUAUCCAGCGUCUCUCAGACCUUCACCUCGACAGACCCAUCCACCCCCUGGACCUGGCCGUGCACUGGGUGGAGUUCGUGAUGAGACACAAGGGGGCCCCACACCUGCGACCUGCUGCUCACGACUUGAACUGGAUCCAGUACCACUCCCUGGACGUCUUCGCCUUCCUCCUCGCCGUGGUGCUCCUCUCUCUCUUCAUUUCUGUGAAGUGCUGCCUGUUCUGCUGCCGCAGGUGCUGCUUUAAGAAGGGAAGAACAAGAAAGCCAGCCAAAUCAAAGUCCCAGUAGCAGAUGAAAGCAGAGAAGGCCUCUGCUCUAGACCAGAAGAUCAGAGAACACGUUAAAUUUCACUAAAAUAAUUGCUGACUUUCAGUCAAGAAAUCAUAACGUUCCUUUAAACUAGCACUGUGAUGGAGGUGGUUUCACCAAUAUAAUUUUUGCCUUUAAUUAAGAAUCAGUUGUUGAAAAUCAUUUGUAUAGGAGUGCUUCAGUCACUUGGGAAGAUAUUAGUGGAAAGCCCAAGGCUCCUGGCUUCCACAUCUUGGUGUAGAGAGAACUCAGGGUGACAUAUUUUUUUUUAACCUCUAUAUGCAAUGG